Molecule: messenger RNA, 2850 nt
Organism: Paramisgurnus dabryanus
Lineage: Eukaryota; Metazoa; Chordata; Actinopteri; Cypriniformes; Cobitidae
Product: major histocompatibility complex class I-related gene protein-like
Biological process (GO): immune response
Cellular component (GO): external side of plasma membrane
Source: RefSeq, a predicted model, not a curated record
UGAACAUUAUUAAAAAUGAUGAUUAGAAAGAUGAACAUAUCUAUAAGAUUAGUUUUUAAUCUUAGUAGUGGAAACGCGCGGUUAUAGCCCAAUGAAGGUAAAUUGAUUACUGUAAAAAUAUGCCCCCAGUGGUUGUAAUGAAAGUCAGGGCAGUCACAGAAGGAAGCAAUUCACAAUUAAUCAGGUCAGGAAGAUCCAGGAACCAGAAAGAAAAUAUAGCCCACAAUAUCUUUAUAAAAAUAGAGAUAAUGCUAAUUGUUCUAUAUAUGCUGUCUUGUUUGACACUGGUCAAAGCAGAUUCUCACUCACUGAUGUUGUUUGCAACAUAUAUAAAUGGACAAACACAAUUCCCUGAAUUUAGUGCUGUAGUGCUGCUGGAUGAUUUGCAAUUAAUGUUCUAUGACUCAGUCACUGGGAAACUUGUUCAUCGCAGAAACAGUACUUCUGACUACUAUGAAGACGAGCAGAUGGAUGCAAAAUACAUUUUUGAGGCGAUAUUCAUCAAAAUGAAAGAACAAACAUCUUUUUUCAAAGAUCGUCUUAAUUACACAGAUGGUUUUCCUGUUUUUCAGACAGUUGCUGGGUGUGAGUGGCUGGAUGAUGAUAAGUCAGGAAUGCUUCUUUUAAGGGAUGCAUUCAAUGGUCUAAGUAAUGAGGAAUGGCUCUUUAAUAUGGCAGAACGCAGCUGGAUAAUUAAAACUGAAUGGGCAACAAAUUUUAAACAGAUUACUUUAAAGCUGGCAGCUGAAAAUGUUCUUCGUGUAAUUUGUGUUAAACAUCUACAAAGGUACCUUCACAUGGAGAAGAAUUGUGUGUUGAGAAAAGUGAAACCCAGAGUUAGAGUAUUUAAGAAGACACUAACAGACUCUGGAGGGGCAAUGAUUACCUGUCUGGCCACUGGUUUUUAUCCACGUCACAUUAACCUGACCCUGCUCAGAAAUGGAAAACCUGUGCUUGACCAUGAGAUUAUGGGAGGAGAUCUGCUGCCCAAUGCAGAUGGAACUUAUCAGAUGAGGAAGAGUCUGGAGAUCCCCGCAGAAAAAAUUGGACAUAACUAUAACUUCACCUGCACAGCAACUCACCUCAGCCUUGACAACAAACUUGCUGUUAAAAUGGAGCUGGAAAAUUAUCAGGGAUCAUCCACAGUGGCAGUUAUUUCCUGUUUGUUGGUGGUGGUAUGUGUGACUGCGUUGGUCAUAACUGCACUUAUGUGGAAGAAAAGACGUACAGCUGGUCCGAUCUCAAAAGCAUCUUCUCAGAGUGAUUAUACCUCUGCCUCUACUUCAGAAGAGGAGGAAAAAUAAAAGUUUGUAACAUCCAAAAUCCUGCAAACCUUAUUCACACACCUCUUUCUGUAGAGAUGCUAAUUAAAACAAUGGAGAACACCUAAAUUACAAUUGUUUUGUUCAAGUAUAUGUGUUAAAAGCAUUUGAUUAUGUUUUUCGAUUAUGUUAUUUAUUUCAGUUUUAAGUAUUUUCUGCUUGCAAAGACUGGGGGUGAGUGAGGCACAAACUACAGGCUUCAUUGUAAAAGAUAUUUUAGCUAGUGACACGGGGCCGAGCAAUCUGUGCCUUUUGUAUUUUUCUUUCACUGCCAGAAGAUGAUCUCCUGCAAAUGUGUGAAAUGUUUGAUAUGUUUUCAUUAAGAUACUGGUUUUGGAGUGUUUUGGAGACAUGAAAGUAAAGUCAUUUAUGAUAUGUUUUGUGUUGGGUGUGAAAGUCACAAAAUCCAACAACCUGAUAUUAUCCUAAUCAGUGUGUUACCAAGCACAGUAUCAGGGGAAAUAGCUGAUAUUUAUGAUUUUUUGUCUUAAUUGUGGAGCCUUUGCAAAAUUAUGUGUCCAUAUGCAUUGAUGCAUAAUACGAUGCAGUGGCGAGGCUACAUAUUGGGCCAGGGUGUCACUGAUGCCAAAUGCAUUAGAGGUUGUGCCCCGCUCUCUCUCUAUGUUAGUCAUGAAAUCACUCUAAAUUAAAGGAAGCUGAAUUAUUAAGCUGAAUCUUACAGUAUGUUAUCUCUGUAAAUUUUGUUUUAAAGAAAUAGUUCACAGAAUAAUGAAAAUUGUUCCAUCAUUUACUCACUUUUGUGUGUUUUGAACAGCAUUUCUUGUUGCUUUUUUUAUGAAAAAUAUUAUAAAUGUUUUUCUUUCAAUUUACAGACAUUUUUUAUUCAUAGUUAAUAAUACCAAUAGAUUAAUGUCAUUGCAUAAGAUGUACUUAUUGCAAUUCAAAUCGUUGUUAAUUCAUAACUUUCUCUUGCUAUUUAAAAAAGCAGGGCCAUUUUCUGUGAAGGCUAAAGAUCUGAGUAAUGUUUGUAGGUACACAAAAGAAGGUCUAGGAGGGGAUGGGAGGCUAUAGUUGGAAACCACAACAAAUAGGGGAAAAAAAUCAGUUUGCACAUUUGUCAAAGCUGCUUUUGUAUUAUUUAAUUAUAUAUGGUCAACCUGGAAUGCUCAGUGGUCCUGUGUGGCUUGGUAGAGCAUUGCAUUAGCAAAGCAAAGGUCAUGGCCCAUGGUUCCUGAUGUAAGGAACAUUCAUGCUCAUAAAACAAUGUAUACCUUUAAUGCACUUUAAAUUAAAGCAUCUGCUUAUUUACAUGAAUGUAAUUCUGCCAGAGGAUAACAGUAAAUGUGAGAAUUCAGCAGAGGCCCUAAAUGUUGGAGGGACAUUGGGGAUCUGUGGAGGCAUAGAAUGUCAGAGAUCUGUACAAAGACUAUUUUAAUUGUACAUGACUACAAUCAAUCUGUCAAUGUACAUGAACUGCAAUCUAGGGACUGAUCUAACAAUACUAUAUUUUUUCUGUAUCAUUUUUCUCUCUGUUUUUGUAUAUUAUUUAUCUGGAACCUUAAAUAAA